Habropoda laboriosa is the source of this 2101-nucleotide messenger RNA. RefSeq names its product nucleolysin TIAR. Bases 437 to 1774 code for a protein of 445 amino acids. The transcript has 9 exons. Gene Ontology annotation, molecular function: mRNA binding. The record is from RefSeq and is a predicted model, not a curated record. NCBI's taxonomy places the organism in Eukaryota, Metazoa, Arthropoda, Insecta, Hymenoptera, Apidae.
AAGAGUUAGCACGAUCUUCGUGACGUCGCGAUAAAUAGAUCGCUGGCGGUAAUAUGCAGUGACUUCUCGAUUUCAACCGACGACAGACGACGACCACCGGUGCUAGUCAGUUUAAAAUAUUACUGAUCGAGUGAUGCCACGCUCGCAGGACAUUAAUGUCACCGAUUGAUCCACGGUAACUGCGAUCGCUGUCGUUCCCCAUCGAUCCACACGCGCGCACCCUCCCCCUCUGCACGUUUUCAAUCACGCGACCGUAUCACCUGUCCAACGGUUUUCCCUCCUCGAUCAAACGCAACGGAGUAACCGGUGUAACGUCGCGGAAAAUUUUCUCGGUGCCGCCGCGGAGGUGGAGGAGGAGUAGGAGUAAUCUUCCGUGGUCACGUGACGGAUCGCUGAGAAAACAGUUUCGCCACGGCGAAACAGGAGCAACGCGAAGAUGCUGACCAUGUCGACCCUGAUGAUGCCCACCACGAUGACCACCAUGACGAAUCCAGGCCCUAUACCGGCGCACAGCAUGCCGCAGAAGAUAGAACCGCCUAAGCUGACCGCUGCAGCUACGCUCACCCACACGGCAACGGCCGCCAACAAAUCAGAACACUACCACAUAUUCGUUGGAGAUCUGAGCCCAGAGAUCGAGACGCAGUCCUUGAGGGAAGCCUUCGCUCCUUUCGGCGAAAUCUCAGAUUGCAGAGUUGUGAGAGACCCACAGACGCUCAAAUCCAAGGGAUAUGGAUUCGUUUCUUUUGUUAAAAAAGCGGAAGCGGAAAGUGCCAUCGGUGCUAUGAAUGGACAAUGGCUUGGUAGCAGGAGUAUUCGAACGAAUUGGGCGACUCGCAAACCUCCUGCACCAAAAUCCGAAGCGAAUGCGAAGCCAUUAACCUUCGAUGAAGUGUACAAUCAAAGUAGUCCGACCAACUGCACAGUAUACUGCGGUGGACUAACGAAUGGUCUAACGGAAGAACUAAUGCAAAAAACGUUCUCGCCUUUUGGAUCCAUCCAAGAGAUUCGUGUAUUCAAGGAUAAGGGUUAUGCUUUCAUCAGGUUUUCUACCAAAGAAUCAGCAACACAUGCUAUUGUGGCAGUACACAACACUGACAUCAAUGGUCAAACGGUGAAAUGCAGCUGGGGCAAGGAAAGCGGAGAUCCAAACAAUGCUCAACAAACUGGACAGGCGUUAUCGUCGGCGACGUAUCCAUACUACGCGGCGGCAGCAGCUGCCGCCGCCGCCGCGGCGGGCGUCGCGGGUGUCGGAGGCGUCGGUGGCGUCGGCGGUGCUGGACAGCUCGGAUACUGGUAUCCACCCCAAUCUUAUCCCACGACAGCGACACAGAUGCAAGCCGGUGGUUUCCUGCAAGGAAUGCAGGGAUACACUUAUGGACAGUUCGCUGGAUAUCAACAGGCGCAAUACAUGGGAAUGGGAAUGGGUGUCCACGCCGCUGGCACGGCAGCAGGCUGGGGCCAGGGAUUGCCUGGGGGACCACAGUUACCGCCACACCACGCCACGACGGUCACGGCACCCCCAGGGGUGCAAGCCGCACCCCCACCACCACCACCUCCGGCACAAAUGAUGGCCUACCCGAUGCAACAGUUCCAGCCUUCUAGUGUGAUGGUAAGCAAGUACACCCCACCAACAGGAACAACUUCUACAGCAACAACAGUUACCACCACCACCAUUAUCACCACAACCACAACUACCAACAACAACAAAAUAUCCGUCACCGUCGACGCCACCGCGACAGCAAAAGCAACAGAAAUCAUGCCGCUUCCGGCUUGAUCGAUGAAAUAUUUCCAAAAACACAGAGCAUACGAGAAAAAUACAAGCAGAGGGCAGCAAAAUUUGCCGGUGCAUAGUUAAACGAUCGCUUUAGUAACGAAAAAAAAAAAAAAAAAAAAGAACAAAGCAGAAAGAAAAGAGAAGAAAACAGAGCGAGGGAAAUGAAAGACGAGUAAAAAUAGAAAGGGGGAUGAAUUCUUUACCUGUAGAAUGUUUCUUAAAUUAAACGAGAGAAAAAAUGGGAAAAAGAAACUGAGAUAAGGAUAAGGGAAUUUACUCGAUGGUUCCCCGAAAAUUUUCACGUCCAAUACAGCCGGCAAUCUUUAC